Messenger RNA from Paramuricea clavata, 291 nucleotides. NCBI's taxonomy places the organism in Eukaryota, Metazoa, Cnidaria, Anthozoa, Malacalcyonacea, Plexauridae. The record is from the annotation of a GenBank genome assembly.
GCUUAUUUACGUGUUGAGUGUAAGCGUAAUGUAAAUUUAAUUGACAAAACAGCUCGUGUAUUUAGAAAUUUAAACUCGGCGUUAAAUUUUGUAAUGAAAGAAAGAGCCGGGCAGGGUAUUGGGGUGGAGACAUCGCAAGCUAAAUUUAUUACGGAAGAACAAGAAAAUUAUUUGUGGGAACAUGGCUUUUUAGGUUGCACGAACGCAGCGUUGCUUAGAGAUACUUUAGUUUUUGUGUUUGGCUUACAAUUUGCUUUAAGAGCUGGGCAAGAGCACAGAAACUUGGUGUGA